AUGGUGUUGUAUAAGAUUUUGAAUGAAGCUCCAGCUGAAGCAGCUAAAGAUGGCUCUGUUCCAGCUUCCACAGUACUUCCGCUAACCCCACUGGAUGCCAAAGAUGGAUUUAUACAUCUUUCUACUGGGGAUCAGUUAGAAGGCACUCUCAAUGCUUUUUUCAGCGAUAGUACCAGUGUUGUUCUUCUCUAUAUCGACGCCCCAAAUUCUAAAGAAUCGCCAAUUCUGGAGGGCAAGACCGGCAAUCGUCCAGACAGCAUUAUAAAGUGGGACUGGGUGGAAUCUCGUAAAACCUAUUUUGCUCAUAUUUAUGGGAAUCUCACAAAUGGUGACAUCACUAAAGUGGUCUCUAUAACAAAAUCUGGAGCACGUUGGGAGAAUCUCGACCUUUAA
Sugiyamaella lignohabitans is the source of this 393-nucleotide messenger RNA. RefSeq lists its product as uncharacterized. The transcript has a single exon. Lineage: Eukaryota; Fungi; Ascomycota; Dipodascomycetes; Dipodascales; Trichomonascaceae. The coding region runs from base 1 to 393 and encodes 130 amino acids. The record is from RefSeq and is a predicted model, not a curated record.